UUAAUAUCGUAGGUUGGGUUAUGUCAGUGGGUUAUUUGCUUGUGGGCGGGGCUAGUUCUAUUAAAGAUUGUGGGGGUUAUUAUGGCCAAUUUCCUGUCAAAAUGCCAGGGAAAUAUCUCAUUUGUCGUUCAAUCCACAAAUAACAAUAACAGUAUACUCUACGUGUCUAAUGACAAGCUAAAUUUUGCAACAAACAUGCGAAGUGACAGGUCUCACGCAUGCGUAGUAAGUUCGCUCUUCCCUGGGGUGGGGACGAGGUUGCCUACAAAUUAAAACCGGAAGAACAAUGUACAUUCCUAGAACAUUCCUGAACAUUAAAUUUUGGUCAUUUGCAUCUUGAUUUUGUAAGUACUUUUUGAGGAGUUGGAAAGACGAAAAUAGGUUGGUUUUGAUCUAUUUGGCAUGGCGUUCUUCGAUAUACCAUUGCAGAACCCCUAUCGGUGAGUAAAUGAGCUUUCUCCUUGUUCUUUUUGUCCUAACACAACAGGAUGCGGUGUAAUUACUGGUUGGAGAUCGUUUGCCACAAGGUCAAGUUGUAUUUUAUGUUUACAUGUAGAAAGCAGAUUACGUGUGACUUUUGUAUGUAUGAAAGAUUAACUAAGUGUUAAUCAUGUCCAUGCGAAACAUAGAUUCGUUUUUUGACUCGUAAGUAUAAAAUAUGUUGUUAACUAGCUACUUCGUAUGUCUAAAUGUUUGCAGAGUUUUGCUUAUGUGGUGGUUGUUUUAUAUUGUUAGCAAAGUUUGAAAACUGCUUCACUGUUAGUAGGUUUCAGUAUAGUAAGGGAUAGAGUGCUGUUGACAAAUAGAUUUUGUUUCGCAGUUGACAUUUUGUUUCGCAGUUGAGAUUUUGCAAUCACCUAAUCACCAGUCAAUGUCUUAUGAAAGAGAAAAAUCAGUUUCGACCCAAUUAUUCUCUCCCAUCUAUUUGUCAACAAGACGAUGACCAAUGUGUGUUCCAGUGUAAAUCUUAUUUCUUUUCUUAAUCUUAUUCUCUAGUUUUUAUGACGAGUCCCCCUCACUGACCGAUACACUUGACGAAAUGUUUGAUAUGACAUUUCCACCGGUUCGUUAUCGCAGUCCUCGGUACGUUGCACAGCAACGUCAAUCACAGCGCACCCGAUCUCAAGACAGCAACAAGUUAUUGAUUGCUCAACUGGAUGUAAGCCACUACAAGCCUGAGGAGGUUAACUGCAAAGUUGAGAAUGGCAAAGUCCUUGUUUCGGGAAAACAUUAUGCAGAAAAUGAGUAUGGAUAUGAAGCUUCUGAAUUUCACCGGAGCUACAGUCUUCCAGAAGGUACAGACCCAAUGUCGGUGAAGUCAAGAAUCUCUCAAGAUGGGGUCUUGCAAAUAGAAGCAUGCAAACAGCAACCGAAGUCGCUCACACUUGAUCCGGCUUUGGGUGUCGAUGAAACGGAUGAUACAAAAAUGUCACUAAAGUUUAACCUUGCUGGUUACAAACCUGAAGAAGUAAAUGUCCGUGUGAAAGGAAAUGAACUUAUGGUUGCAGCAGAACACAAAAUCGAAGAAGAAGGUCACUUCACACAUCGACAGUUCAAGCGUCGGAUCUCGUUGCCUUCUGAAGUGGAUGUGAACACGCUGGUGUCGAAAUUUGGGAAAGAUGGAGUACUGAGUAUCCAAGCUGAUAAGAAAUUGCCACCCGCGAUUGAGGAGAAGAAAAUUGAAAUCCAACAAGAUGCUGAAGCAGAGAAAGAGUAGCUUUGCUAUUUUAAUUUUGAACUGCUUUGCUAUGCCAAAUGCCAUUGUUUGCAACUAAGGAUGAAUAGUCACAGAUAAAACAUUGUUUGUUCAUCCUUAGAGCACUUAAUAUCUAUUAAUUAAUUAAAUAGCAUGUAGUAUGCUUUGUUGUUGAAUAUUCAUUCAUUUAUUAGUUGAAUAUUCAUGAUGUAAGCUGCUAGUGCCUUUGCAACUAAAAAUCAAAACACUGCUAUGUAUAACAAUGUAUUAUUUGGUACAAAUACAACAUAAUAUAUAAAAUUUCUAAUAAUUUCAUUGUGCAUUUACUGUAAUGACUACAUAUUUACAACAGCCGAGCACACGUAAUUUGGAGAAAUACUGUUGUUUUAGUAUAAAUGGUCUUUGGCAGUCUGGGGGUUAUGCUGUUUAUCCACCCAGUAACCACAUUAUUUAUGAUAUCUUGCAUUAUGCAGAGAUGUUCAUCCAGUGUGGCAGAGUCACAUUGAGAACAGAUGUGCGAAGCAACGUAAUUCAUUCAUGUUAAGUUUCUGUUGGUUCUCCAUCGACCAAGCCUUGAGAUCGCUUUCUUUCAUAUUCAUUCAACAUGCCCACAGCUUCUUUAACUUUCUGUCUUUCUCUGUAAUGCUGGUAAGAACAUAUCUCCCUGAAAUCAACAA
Paramuricea clavata is the source of this 2373-nucleotide messenger RNA. Lineage: Eukaryota; Metazoa; Cnidaria; Anthozoa; Malacalcyonacea; Plexauridae. The record is from the annotation of a GenBank genome assembly.